Messenger RNA from Drosophila ananassae, 1441 nucleotides. It is a transcript of the gene Pk34A, whose product is annotated as glycogen synthase kinase-3 alpha. The transcript is spliced from 2 exons. Bases 148 to 1338 code for a protein of 396 amino acids. The record is from RefSeq and is a predicted model, not a curated record. Gene Ontology annotation, cellular component: cytosol; cytoplasm; axon. NCBI's taxonomy places the organism in Eukaryota, Metazoa, Arthropoda, Insecta, Diptera, Drosophilidae. Gene Ontology annotation, molecular function: ATP binding; protein serine/threonine kinase activity. Gene Ontology annotation, biological process: protein phosphorylation; negative regulation of canonical Wnt signaling pathway; signal transduction.
GAGCUUGCCACCCAGGUCGAGGGGCGAGAUGCAACUUGCAAGGGGCGUGAGCAGUGGGCCGAGAAAAUAAAGUUAUUUUUGCUUUCACUGGCUUUUUUCUUUAGUUCCUUUUUAUUUAAACAUUUAUUAACUAAAACCAUUUUAAGCAUGGAACCCCAGAAGAAUGUUAGUUUCAAAGCGCAGACAUCAGUACCUGUGGUAAUACCCAAUAAUUCUGUGAUAGAAACCUAUGCAAUAAGUCGAUGCAGCUCGGAGCCGAUUCAGGCCAGAAUUGAGGUCAUGGACCUAAUUGGCAGUGGAUCUUUUGGCCGUGUUUACAGGGCUCGUAUAGAGGGCUAUGAGGAGCAGGUGGCCCUGAAACAGAUUCAUCACAAUCCGCAGUUCUGUCAGCGGGAGGCCGAGAUCAUGGACCAGCUGGUGGACCACUCCAACAUCGUUCGACUCAUCUUGCACUCUUGCGUGGAAUUGGGUAAUCCUCCGCGCAGCUGCAUCAUCCUCGUCAUGGAGUUCAUGCCUAUGACUCUGCUCGACUACAUCAACCAUCAUCACAGACGGAUGCACUAUUCCGAUUCACUUGUCUAUGUCCGGAUUCUCUCGUACCAGAUAUUCCGGGGACUAGGCCAUCUUCACACACUGGGCAUCUGCCAUAGGGACAUAAAGCCGGAGAAUCUUCUCCUGGACAAUCGGAGAAUGGUGCUUAAGUUGGGUGACUUUGGCAGCGCCAAGUUUUUGGUACCUCAGGAACCUAGUUUAAGUUACAUUUGUUCCAGACUAUACCGUGCCCCAGAACUGUUUGCGAAAUACCAGCUCUAUGGUUGCUCCGUGGAUGUAUGGAGCGCGGGUUGUGUUUUGGCGGAGCUUCUCAAGGGAUCUCCUUUAUUUUUAAGCAGCAUUCAUGAGCGAAAUCAGCUGGGCCAUAUCGUCAAAACUCUAGGCACCCAGGGCUUGGAUCGAGCUCCGGAAAUCCUGCAUCAGUGUGGCGAUAUUCGAAGUAUAAGUUCAACCCGUCCCAAGUGGAAUCAGUUGCUGCGCACGAUUGUGCCGCAGGAUCUCUCGGAUCUGCUGAACUCUUGUUUGGUCUACGAGUCUGGUGCCCGGAUACUACCCAUAGCGGCCUGUGCCCAUCCCAGUUACGAUGAACUCCGGGUCAUGGACACCCUUGGUCUCCCAAUGCCCAACGGUCAGAAGCUUCCCCCACUCUUCAACUUUAGCAAUCAGGAAUUGGGCAUAGACCCGAAGGUUUGGGUGCAUCUCCUGCCACUCUAUUUGGUGGAAACGAAACCGGAUGGUACUAUUGAUCCAGGCGAUGAAAACGUUGAUCAAAGUCAACAGUUUUAGGAAGAUUAUUCAGUACAUUUUGUAUAAAAUUUUAACCAAAAAUACAUAUUUUCUAAAUCUUGUAAAAACUGACUGACUAAUAUAGCUUUUAAUAAUCUGGAAG